GGGCGCUGUAGUCUGUGUGCGCGCGAACCGGAGGGCCGCGGAUCGCACAGUCCAGGCUCUAGCUAGUCUGUGGGAACGCGAUCAGCGCACGUGCGGGACUGCGGGGCACGUGGGGUAGAGGUCACCUUCAGUCACCUCCAGGGGCCCCGUGGGCCCAAGUGGAAUGAUGCCCUCUGGCCAGGUGGAAGAGAAGCAAGCACCAGAGGAGGAGCCUGGGCCUGGCCUGGAGCACAAGGCUUGGCGCUGUCUGGUGACCUUCCUCUGCUUUUAUGGCUUCAUGGCACAGAUGCGGCCGGGUGAGAGCUUCAUCACUCCCUACCUCCUGGGGCCCUUCAAGAACUUCACCAAAGAGCAGGUAACCAACGAGAUCAUGCCGGUGCUGACCUACUCUUACCUGGCAGUGCUGGUGCCCAUCUUCUUGAUCACUGAUUACCUGCGCUACAAGCCAGUGCUGCUGCUACAGGGCCUAAGCUAUGUGUGUGUUUGGCUGCUGCUGCUCUUCGGCAGCUCAGUGCUGCACAUGCAGCUCAUGGAGGCCUUCUACAGCAUCACCAUGGCUGCCCGCAUUGCCUAUUCCUCCUACAUCUUCUCACUGGUGUGCCCCACCCAUUACCAGCGCAUGGCCAGCUACUCCCGGGCGGCAGUGCUGCUGGGAGUCUUCACCAGCUCAGUGCUGGGCCAGUUGCUGGUCACAGUGGGCCGCAUGUCCUUCCCUGUGCUCAACUACAUCUCCCUGGGCUUCCUCAUCUUCAGCCUGGGCCUUGCCCUCUUCCUGAAGCGCCCCAAACGCAGCCUCUUCUUCAACCGCAGCGUGCCUGUGCAGGGAGCCUUGCCUUGUGAGCUGGACCAGAUGCACCCCAGUGUGGGCCGGCCAGAACCCCAUGGGAAGCUGGAGCGUGUGCUGCACACCUGCAGGGACUCCUUCCUGGUGCGCAUGCUGCGUGAGCUGGGGGCCAAUCUGCAGCUGCCACAGCUGCGCCUCUGGUGUCUCUGGUGGGUCUUCAACUCAGCUGGCUACUACCUGAUCGUCUACUAUGUGCACAUCCUGUGGAACGUGGUGCACCCCACUACUGACAGCACCCAUGUCUACAAUGGUGCAGCUGAUGCUGCCUCCACGCUGUUGGGCGCCAUCACAUCUUUUGCCGCGGGCUUCCUGAAGAUCCGUUGGGCCCUAUGGUCGAAGCUGGUCAUCGCAGCUGUGACUGCUAUCCAGGCUGGGCUGGUCUUCCUUCUAUACACCACCAAAAACAUCUGGCUUUGCUAUGCUGCCUUCGUGGUCUUCCGUGGAGCCUAUCAGUUUCUCGUGCCCAUUGCCACCUUCCGGAUUGCGUCUUCCCUAUCUAAAGAGCUGUGUGCACUGGUCUUUGGGAUCAACACGUUCCUGGCCACUGUUCUCAAGACCUCCAUCACACUAGUCGUUUCUGACAAGCGGGGCCUGUUCCUUGAUGUCCACUCGCAGUUCCAAGUCUACUUCGUGUACUUCCUGGUGCUGUCCAUAGUCUACUUCCUGGGCGCGCUGCUGGAUAUCCUGUGUCACUUCCGGCAGAGCCACCACCAACCCCUGCCUGUGGUCCAGGAAUUGCAGAGCCCCUCAGAGAAGGUUGUGUCGGUGCUGAGCAUGCAGGAUGGGAACCUGCAUGGCCUGCAGCCUUCAGCUCUGCCACUGCCCCCUGAGGACAGCAUGGAGGACGGCGAAGGGCCCAUAGGGAUUGGGGCCAAGGCCUGACCCCCAUCUUCUUCUGACGCAGCCCAGCAGGUGGAAUGAUUCCCAAGCAGAGGCAGCACCUCCAUUUGCUGUCCUGACCUAACCCCAGCUGGUGACCCAAGCCAGUGUCCUACCAGGUCGUUACCACCCCAGUGCUGAGGAUGCAAACAGUGACACUGGCCCUCUGUGGUCCUACAGGGACCCAAGCCACAGGGUCCACCUGUCUUAGGUUAAAGGCCUUUGCUGCUGGCAGCUGUUGAGGCCCUUGGCUCUGCAUCACUCUCAGCAGUGGCUGGAGCCUGCUGGGGAUGCUCAGGGCAACUACCUGGCCAAUGGACCCCACAUUGUACAGUGGGCCUAGGCUGCCUUUGUUUUCUGAGAGGGGUGGGAUCUUCCAUGUCCACCAGGCCUGUGCCUUCACUCUGAGGGAGGGUGGAGCCAGUCUGUUUCCAGGGGCUAGUGAAGUAGGAUCACUAGCCCCACCAGGUCCUGGGCUGGUGGGAGGGGUGCCUUCCCUCAGGCCUGGCUAAACUGUGAAUUCUUAUCUGUCCUCAGGGUCCUGGGCCUCCAGAGCGGGUGGGAGCUAUCCCCAGGCCAUGGGUGAAUGGUGACCUUCUGCUUGUCAUAGGUGCUUGCAUGUGUGAAUGAUACUCCUCUGAAUCAGUGUCUAGCUUCUCUGUGGUGUGUGAGAAGCUACCUGGGAGGGAUGGGAAGGAAGCUCCAGCCUUGCUGGCCUGGGCCCCUCAACAUAGUUCCUGUUCCUGCCCUGUGCGGGAGAGGAGCUUGCAGCCUAUCGGGACCAAGGGCACAGCCUCCUUCAAGCUAGGCUUGCCUGAAGCACAGGGCUGUUGGGUGGGCGUCUUCCUGGGGCAUAUGUGCAGCAGUCAGCCCUGUGCAUUCUUUUCUGUGUUGAAUACUUUUCUCCAGACACAUUAAUUAAACAUCAAGAACCUGUGUGUUGGAUGGG
Messenger RNA from Octodon degus (degu), 2672 nucleotides. It is a transcript of the gene Slc19a1, whose product is annotated as solute carrier family 19 member 1. Gene Ontology annotation, molecular function: methotrexate transmembrane transporter activity; folic acid binding; folate:monoatomic anion antiporter activity. The transcript is spliced from 6 exons. Lineage: Eukaryota; Metazoa; Chordata; Mammalia; Rodentia; Octodontidae. Gene Ontology annotation, biological process: methotrexate transport; folate transmembrane transport. Gene Ontology annotation, cellular component: apical plasma membrane; plasma membrane; basolateral plasma membrane. Bases 164 to 1726 code for a protein of 520 amino acids. The record is from RefSeq and is a predicted model, not a curated record.